Molecule: messenger RNA, 240 nt
Organism: Linum tenue
Lineage: Eukaryota; Viridiplantae; Streptophyta; Magnoliopsida; Malpighiales; Linaceae
Source: the annotation of a GenBank genome assembly
GAAUUCAAAUAUGACUACUAUACGUACAACGUGGUGAUAACGGACAAACUAGGGCACGACACGUGUACCGUGACGAACAAUUCACAGGUGCUUGACUCGGGAGAUGACCACAUCCAGCUUCAGUACGGAAACAAUUACUUCAUAGAUGGCUCAUCGACAAUUUGUUCCGGCGGAUUGAAGAUGGCCAUCUUCGCAAACUCGCAGCAUGAGAAGGAGCAGCAGCAACAACCUCAACUUUGA